AUACCCGAAGCUCACGCGCGUGAAAGGGAAAUUGACAUCUGAAGGGCUCCCGCAGCCAAGAACGUUUUAACUGGAGGGUUAUCAACAGGCGACUCUGUCUGGAGAUUUCUCCGCAGCUCGUGGCAACGCCUGCGCCACCUGAGCUCAGGGAAGGGAGGCGAGCAAGGUGCCUGGUUGACCUGCUGGCCCCGGGCUUGGGGCUGCUGUGGGAAUGACCCGUGCGUGCAGGAAAGGUGCCCCCCCACUCCGCCCCGCUAGCGCAGGUUCUCGCUCGGCCCCUGCCGCGAACCUGUGCUCGGUGUGGGCAUUUGCAGCCCCACAGAGUGGGGUGCGCCAGGGGGUUUCCAUCCUUCCAGAAUGCUCCAUUUUCACCCUUCCCAAGCCAAACUUGAGCACACCUCUUCUGUAUGAGAGAAUAGACCAGAUCUCUGGAGUCUCUUAAUACCUUUUUGCGUUCAUAUUUAUCUAAUUUAUUUUAAUGAACUAUAUAUGUUAGUAAAUGACGGUUCCUGAGGAUGCCUGCGGUAUAAAACCCUAAUCACUGUCCUCGUCUGACUGCGAAGCAGGGUUUAGAACCGCUGAAUGACUUCCUAGGCUCUGGGUUGGAGUAUUCUUGCAGACCGUCACUCCUUCCUUUCCUUCAGCAACUCCCAAGAAUCUGGAGGGCGGUGGGGAGAGCGGAAGAGAGUUGGAUUUCAACUUGAAGCCAGAGCUUGGAAUACAAGGUGGAAGUUAAAAGCAAAGAGUGAAGAUUUGGAGUCUGUCUAGCUUAUAUUAUACCCACUUUAAAGCUGGCCUUUUAUUUUUGGAGGUGGGGGUGGGAAGCGGGAAGAUCUGGGACUGGGAGCCCUCUCUUCCAGCUCCACCGGAGAGGGGCUGGUGCUUCUUGGCCGCUGGUUACCGCUGGUGCCACAGCCAAGCAGUGACAGGGAGUUUAAGUCUCUGUUGGCUGUUCUCCUAGUCCCCAAGAGUUGAACCGGAGAGCCUUUUACUUUGCACCAGGUCGAGAACGUGAUUAGCCCUUUAGGGAAGGAACCUCCUUGUAACAGGAAUUCUACUGGGAAGCGCCUCGCCGCCACUACCUCUGAGAUAAGAUGCGUGUUUGGAGCUGUGUAGCAAGCCCACCGGCUGCUUGAAAGGAGGAAAAGGUGCCUAGGGCUGCAAAUUAACCUGAGUAUCACUUACAAGUAUUGUGCCUAGUCAAAUGUAUGUAAGCGAAGAGGAGAGCACCCGGGUAUAAAACUGCCACGGCAGCUUGGAAGACAGAUGAUUCAGAUUUGGGGACUUUGUUUUGCGUGUUACUUAGAUUUGUUUAUCAUCACGCAGUUAAGCAGGUGUUGAGGGAAAGCUAAGAGAAUGAAGGCUCUAAAUCUGCAGUGGAAGCAUGAUAUGGCGAAGCAGAGCUGGUGCUGAAUUGUUCUCUCUGAUGGCUCUAUGGGAGUGGAUAGCACUGAGUCUUCAUUGCUGGGUUUUAGCGGUUGCUGCUGUUUCGGAUCAGCAUGCCACAAGCCCCUUCGACUGGCUCCUCUCUGAUAAGGGACCCUUCCAUCGCUCACAGGAAUACACAGAUUUUGUGGACAGAAGCCGGCAGGGAUUUAGCACAAGAUACAAGAUAUACAGGGAGUUUGGCCGCUGGAAAGUAAAUAACCUUGCAGUUGAGAGAAGAAAUUUCCUUGGCUCUCCUCUGCCUCUUGCCCCUGAAUUCUUCCGCAACAUAAGACUUUUGGGACGACGACCUACCCUUCAGCAAAUCACAGAAAACCUUAUCAAGAAAUAUGGGACACAUUUCUUGCUAUCUGCUACUCUGGGAGGAGAGGAGUCACUCACAAUUUUUGUGGACAAGCGGAAGUUGAGCAGACGAGCUGAAGGAAGUGAUUCCAGCACCAACAGCUCUUCCGUCACUCUGGAGACCCUGCAUCAGCUAGCGGCCUCUUAUUUCAUCGACAGGGACAGCACGCUUCGGAGACUGCACCACAUUCAAAUUGCAUCCACUGCCAUAAAGGUAACAGAAACACGGACUGGUCCUCUUGGCUGCAGUAACUAUGACAACCUAGAUUCUGUCAGUUCUGUUCUGGUUCAGAGUCCUGAGAAUAAGAUUCAGUUGCAAGGGCUUCAAGUGCUUCUACCAGACUAUCUUCAGGAACGUUUUGUACAAGCAGCUUUGAGUUACAUUGCUUGCAAUUCAGAAGGAGAGUUUAUCUGCAAGGAAAAUGACUGCUGGUGUCACUGUGGUCCCAAAUUUCCAGAAUGCAACUGCCCCUCCAUGGACAUUCAAGCCAUGGAAGAGAAUCUUCUUCGAAUAACUGAAACCUGGAAAGCCUACAACAGUGACUUUGAGGAAUCAGAUGAAUUCAAGUUAUUUAUGAAAAGGCUACCUAUGAAUUAUUUCCUCAACACAUCUACUAUAAUGCAUUUGUGGACAAUGGAUUCUAAUUUUCAGCGCCGUUAUGAACAACUGGAGAACAGCAUGAAACAACUUUUCCUAAAGGCACAGAAAAUUGUACACAAGCUUUUUAGCCUUAGCAAGAGGUGUCAUAAACAGCCCCUCAUCAGUCUGCCAAGACAAAGAACCUCAACCUACUGGCUUACUCGCAUCCAGUCUUUUCUCUACUGCAAUGAGAACGGCCUGCUGGGCAGCUUUUCAGAAGAGACGCACUCGUGCACGUGUCCCAACGACCAGGUGGUCUGCACCGCGUUCCUGCCCUGCACGGUGGGAGACGCCUCUGCUUGCCUGACAUGCGCUCCAGACAACCGCACCCGUUGCGGCACCUGCAACACGGGCUACAUGCUCAGCCAGGGUCUCUGCAAGCCUGAAGUCGCCGAGUCUACCGAUCACUAUAUCGGCUUUGAAACUGACCUGCAAGAUCUCGAGAUGAAAUACCUGCUGCAGAAGAUGGACAGACGAAUAGAAGUCCAUGCCAUUUUUAUCAGCAAUGACAUGCGCCUCAAUAGCUGGUUUGAUCCUUCCUGGCGUAAGCGGAUGCUCCUCACCUUGAAGAGUAAUAAGUACAAGUCAAGUCUGGUCCAUAUGAUUUUGGGUCUCUCUUUACAGAUUUGCUUAACUAAAAACAGCACCUUGGAGCCAGUGUUGGCCGUUUACAUCAACCCCUUCGGAGGCAGCCACUCUGAGAGCUGGUUUAUGCCCGUGAAUGAAAACAGCUUUCCCGACUGGGAGCGGACUAAGUUGGACCUCCCCUUGCAGUGUUAUAACUGGACAUUAACUCUGGGGAACAAAUGGAAGACAUUUUUUGAGACAGUACACAUCUACCUGCGGAGUCGCAUCAAGUCCAAUGGCCCCAAUGGCAAUGAGAGCAUUUACUAUGAACCUCUGGAGUUUAUUGACCCAUCCCGGAACCUGGGCUAUAUGAAAAUCAAUAACAUUCAAGUGUUUGGCUACAGCAUGCACUUUGACCCUGAAGCAAUUCGGGACCUGAUUCUGCAGCUGGACUACCCCUAUACUCAGGGAUCCCAGGACUCCGCACUUUUGCAACUACUAGAGAUCAGAGACCGUGUAAAUAAACUCUCCCCACCUGGUCAGCGUCGUCUAGAUCUUUUCUCUUGCUUGCUUCGUCAUAGACUCAAGCUGUCUACUAGUGAGGUGGUGAGGAUCCAAUCUGCUCUGCAGGCGUUUAAUGCCAAAUUGCCAAACACAAUGGAUUAUGACACAACCAAAUUAUGUAGUUAACCAUAAAUGUCAAGCACAACCCAGAAUCUUGAAGGAGUUUUUACAGUGCUUUUUGUGGAACAGUUUAUGUUUGGAAGAGUAAAUUUAAAUUGUCUUUUCAAUAUCUGUCUUAUAUCAGUCAAUAACAUUGGAUGGCAAUUUACACACAUGAACUUGCUGACAAUGAAUAUACUAUACUGCAGUUUUGGUUUAUGAAUGAAAUAAAUACUGACACCAGUCUAGAAGACAUUCUACUUUUUACAAUAAAUUUCAUUUGUAAUUUUA
Molecule: messenger RNA, 3949 nt
Organism: Callithrix jacchus (white-tufted-ear marmoset)
Lineage: Eukaryota; Metazoa; Chordata; Mammalia; Primates; Cebidae
Gene: BRINP3
Product: BMP/retinoic acid inducible neural specific 3
Biological process (GO): positive regulation of neuron differentiation; nervous system development; negative regulation of mitotic cell cycle
Cellular component (GO): neuronal cell body; dendrite; cytoplasm
Source: RefSeq, a predicted model, not a curated record